CGACGACGAGAUUACGGAUGUGGCGCCAUUUCGCUUCAUUCAUUAGUAUCGAGGCCUUCCUCUGUGUACAGAGUAUCCAGAAUUCACCAUGGUGAAAAUUUUUAUUGGCAACCUUGCCAAUGAUACGACCAUUAAAGAACUGCGUGCACUCUUUGAGAAGUACGGCACAGUCAAUGAUUGUGACAUCCUCAAGAACUUUGGUUUUGUGCACAUGAGCAGCAUGGCCGACGCAGAAGAGGCCAUCAAAAACCUCCACCAGACGGAGCUGAACGGCUGGGCCAUGAAUGUGGAGCUGAGCAAAGGCAAGCCCAGGGCCUCCGCUAAGCUCCAUGUCACAAACCUCUCUGAGGAGGUCACGACGGAACAACUUUGGGCUCAGUUUGAGGAAUUUGGCCCUGUGCUGGAGUGUGAUAUUGUGAAAACCUAUGCCUUUGUUCAUAUGGCGAGAAUGGAGGAUGCCUUGGAGGCCAUCAAUAAGCUGGACAACAAAGCUUUCCAAGGCAAGUUGAUGAAAGUUCAGAUGUCAACCAGUCGCCUUCGCACUGCCGCAGGAAUGGGAGACUAUAAAGGCUGCUAUGUCUGUGGGAAACAGGGCCAUUGGUGGAAAAGCUGUCCGAACGACGACAGUGAUGGCGCAAGAAGUGAAAGCAGUUGGUUCCCCCCACACCUUAUGGCCUCACCUCCAGCAGCUGAUUACAGGAGUAGCUCUGCGUAUAGCCAGGCUAGUUACUCUGGCAGGUUGCCGCCACCGCCGCCUCCUCCUCCUCCUCCCAGGUUUAGCAGUUACGGAUCAAACCAGGGGGGUUGGUACGCCAGCAGAGCAGCGGGCUCUUACGCAGACAGGUCAGAAGUUUACAGUCGCAACCACCUGUACAGCAGCGUUAACUAUUAUGAUAAGUAUAGAGCGCAUUAUGGCUCAAGCCAAAUGGAGAAGCGUUACUUGUCCUACAUUCCUCCUCCUCCACCGCCCACUUCUUCCCUCUCCAAGCUCACAUCCAGUACAAAUCCAUACGACCACCGGCCGUUGGCUCCAUCUUCGUCAGCUUCCAUGUACUAUACACGAGAGCCCAUCACACACGCUCCAAGCUCCUCAUCUUCAUCGGCUGCUGUGUACUAUACACGAGAGCCCAUCACACAAGCUCCAAGCUCCUCAACAUCCUAUAUCCUCGAGCGAAAACGUUUGUCACCACAACCUGCCUCCAGGAGCUCCUACCCUGCUUUACGACCUAAGGAUCCGUAUGCACAGCGUUAUGCACCUUACUAAAGCCAUGGUGCCAAGGUCUGUGGACUGCAGCUAUUUUCCACCAUGUUUUCCAGCUACACAAUGCCAUUGCUGUGUGCGUGCACGUGUGUGUGACGUGCACGUGCAAAUGUCCCAUUCGGAAAUUGUCAGCAACUUCCAGGCUCCAUCGCUCGGCAGAUUUUCAAUCAUCU
Molecule: messenger RNA, 1434 nt
Organism: Nematolebias whitei (Rio pearlfish)
Lineage: Eukaryota; Metazoa; Chordata; Actinopteri; Cyprinodontiformes; Rivulidae
Product: RNA-binding protein 4.1
Exons: 4
Coding region: 89-1264 (391 amino acids)
Cellular component (GO): cytosol
Molecular function (GO): zinc ion binding; mRNA binding
Source: RefSeq, a predicted model, not a curated record